AUGACUACCGCCAGCGAUAUCGACGAGUCCUUCACUAAGGCGUUGAACGAAGCAGGCGAACUCUACAACGACGACCGCCUGGACGAAUGUAUCGAAAAAACCCGCGCCCUUCUUGCCAAUGACGCUAUACCACGAUACCACCGUAUGAAAGCGCUCCUCUUAUUGGCUUCAACCCUGGGCGAUUGGUUAGACGCGAGCAACUGUCACACGGAAGCGGAGUCCCUGUGGCGUGUGACUAGGCGCUGGCAUCCAGAGGGCGAGGACGCAGAGCUCGAUAAGUACAUGGACGAUGUACGCGAACAUUUAGACGAAGUGGGUGCCGAUUUGGCGCGAACUGAUCCUGACGCCUACGAUUUCGACGACGACGUGGAUGACAGAAUCGCGGCGCACGAGGAGCACGUGAAGGAUGCGACUGCCGCCAUGAAGACCCUCGAACUACCCGACGAUGAGAUGGAAGUUGAACCACUUGUCGGUGUCCCCGCUACCGAGGUUGCUGCGCUUGCCGAUGUUCCCGCUAUCAAGAUUGCUGCGCCGGCCGAAGGCGGAAGUGGAAUUGCAGAUGGUGAUGAUCCUCAGGCUCUUCAGGGCCAAGGAUGA
Alternaria ventricosa is the source of this 597-nucleotide messenger RNA. RefSeq lists its product as uncharacterized. Bases 1 to 597 code for a protein of 198 amino acids. The transcript has a single exon. NCBI's taxonomy places the organism in Eukaryota, Fungi, Ascomycota, Dothideomycetes, Pleosporales, Pleosporaceae. The record is from RefSeq and is a predicted model, not a curated record.